This is a messenger RNA of Copidosoma floridanum, 831 nucleotides long. RefSeq lists its product as uncharacterized. The record is from RefSeq and is a predicted model, not a curated record. NCBI's taxonomy places the organism in Eukaryota, Metazoa, Arthropoda, Insecta, Hymenoptera, Encyrtidae.
UCCAACCAUCUCGUAUGAGUAAUUUAAUUUUAAAUACCUAAGCUUUGAAAAUCGAUUCUUCCUCAAAAUAAUAAUCAAGACACUAACUAAGCCUGAGACCCUUCGAUACUUAUUACCAACAUUGGAAACACCACACAUGCGAUUCCCGAUAAAAAAGCGUAGCAAAAAAUGAAAGUGUUUUAUUAGCGUUCAUCUUUAACAGACUUUGUAUUACUUAUUGAUACACCAACUAUUUAUUCACACACUUUUUUAGGAAUACCUUAUUAUCUACUGUCUCUAGUGCAUUUGACACUAGUAGUAUAUUACUCUGAAUUUCAAUAAUAUUACAUUAGUAUUAACAUAGAAACUGAGAAUAUGUUUCUUCAAAUCUACAUCGUCGUCGCAUUUUUAGGAGCUUUUAAAGUAGUUAAUUCGAUCACUUCUGAGAAUGAGUAUUUGGCUAACAUUAAACUGGAGAAUGAUUUACGAAAAACCUAUGAUGAUGUUUAUGGAGAAAUAGACGAUAUUGCUACAAAAGCCCAAAAUCGUAAUUGUAGGAACCACAAUAAUCAAAUAAAACAACUGCGUGUAAUUCUUGGCAAACUUAAGUAUCAAAUCGAACUUUUGGAAUUAAAAAAGAAUUCUGUUGGUACGACACCUAAAGAAAAGAUACUAGGGCAGAAAUAUGAUUCAAAAAGAUCAAAGUUGUUAAAAAUGUCAAAAAUAGAUUGCAAGAACAUGCCUUUUUCGGCUCAAGAAGAGGUCGCUGUAGCUGAGCUUUCUGACAAGCUUGCUGUUUUGAAGAAAAAAAUCAACGAAAUCAUGUACAAGAAUAUGGAAUACAAAUAUUAA